AUGGCCGAGAGACCGGAGCUUGAUUCAUUCAAGCAGAAGCUGAUUGAGCAUAGAGAAUGGGAUGCAAAGCUCAAGAACUUGCGUCUCAAUAUCCGCGGACUCGAUAAAAAGUACAACAAAACAGAAGAUGACAUGAAGGCGCUGCAGUCUGUUGGGCAAAUCAUUGGCGAGAUUCUCAAGCAGUUGGAUGAAGAGCGCUUCAUUGUCAAGGCAUCCUCUGGACCGCGCUACAUCGUCGGUUGCCGCACAAACCUCAAGCGAUCUAAAUUGAAGCAAGGCGUGCGUGUCUCGCUCGAUAUGACAACCCUGACUAUUAUGCGCAUCCUGCCACGCGAAGUGGAUCCACUCGUCUACAACAUGUCACUCGAGGAUCCUGGUAAAAUCAACUUUGCGGGUAUCGGUGGCCUGAAUGAGCAAAUCAGAGAGGUGCGUGAAGUUAUUGAGCUACCACUCAAGAAUCCAGAGCUCUUUUUGCGUGUGGGUAUCAAACCGCCAAAGGGCGUGCUGCUGUAUGGACCGCCUGGUACGGGCAAGACGUUGCUUGCUCGAGCCGUUGCUUCUUCCCUCGAUACCAACUUCCUCAAAGUUGUGUCGUCUGCCAUUGUGGACAAGUACAUUGGCGAGUCUGCACGACUUAUUCGAGAGAUGUUUGCCUAUGCCAAAGAGCAUGAGCCUUGUGUCAUUUUCAUGGAUGAGAUUGAUGCGAUCGGGGGACGACGAUUUAGUGAGGGGACCUCAGCAGACCGGGAAAUUCAACGGACGCUUAUGGAGUUGCUCAAUUGUUUGGAUGGAUUUGACUAUCUUGGUCAGACAAAGGUGAUUAUGGCCACCAAUAGACCGGAUACGUUGGACCCUGCACUGCUACGACCUGGUCGACUCGAUCGCAAGAUUGAGAUUCCUUUGCCCAAUGAAGUGGGUCGAUUGGAAAUUCUCAAGAUUCACAUGACGGGCGUGAAGCAGCAAGGGGAGUUUGACUUGGAGGCGAUUGUCAAGUUGUCUGAUGGCUUCAAUGGUGCUGAUUUGCGCAAUGUGGUAACGGAGGGUGCGUUCUUUGCGAUCCGAGCAGACCGUGAUUAUGUCUUGCAGGAGGAUCUGCAAAAGGCGGUGCGCAAGGUGUCUGAUGCGAAGAAGCUCGAGUCGAAGCUGGACUAUGGCAAGGUGUAG
This is a messenger RNA of Protomyces lactucae-debilis, 1164 nucleotides long. RefSeq names its product 26S proteasome regulatory subunit. The record is from RefSeq and is a predicted model, not a curated record. Gene Ontology annotation, biological process: positive regulation of RNA polymerase II transcription preinitiation complex assembly. Gene Ontology annotation, molecular function: ATP hydrolysis activity; ATP binding; proteasome-activating activity. Bases 1 to 1164 code for a protein of 387 amino acids. Gene Ontology annotation, cellular component: proteasome regulatory particle, base subcomplex; cytosolic proteasome complex. The transcript is spliced from 2 exons. NCBI's taxonomy places the organism in Eukaryota, Fungi, Ascomycota, Taphrinomycetes, Taphrinales, Protomycetaceae.